AUGUCGAAUCCGCAGGACUCGAUCGCCGGCGACAAGGCAGUUAACGCCAUAUCCACCGACUCUCUUUCCUCGGAAGAGCACGGUGGACUAGAAAUUGAACAAAUUGCCAAACAAGCCCGGCGCAAGGUCGACAAGCGUCUGUUGAUAUGGUAUGCCUUCGUAUAUUUGAUCAUGAGAAUCCACGUCUCCAAUAUCACCAAUACGGCCAUUAUCAACCUUGAGGAGGGCACGGGCAUCAAGAAGCAGCUUGGAAAUCUCACCAGCUCACAAUGGGCUUGGACAUUGAGUAUUUUCUACUACCCGUACAUGUUCUUCGAGCCAGUUGCGACACUGGCGUUGAAGAGGUUCUCUCCUUCUGUGUGGAUGAGCAGGAUCAUGAUUACUUGGGGCAUUAUCUCCAUGUGUCAAGGUGCUACCAAGAACUAUGCUGGUAUUCUAGCUUGCCGAUUCUUUUUGGGAGCCGCUGAGGCUGGAUUCUAUCCUGGUGUUCUGUACCAUUUGAGCUUCUGGUAUCCCACUGAUAAACUGCCAUUGAGAAUUGCAUUCUUCUAUGCAUGUGGAAUGUUCUCUGGUACUGUUAGUGGACUACUCGCCUACGGUAUAUCAUUCAUGAAUGGGGCUGGUGGACUUGCUGGCUGGCGAUGGGUCUUUAUUCUCGAAGGACUUCCAAUCCUCUUCUGUGCGGUCUACACAUUCUUCUACCUACCAAACUAUCCCGAGACGGUCAAAUUCCUCUCCAAGGACGAAAAGGAGGCAAUCCUGGCAUCCUUGCCCACCGAGGCCCCAACGAUGAACGCAAAGACCUGGGAUUUCUCGCAGGUCAAGGCUCUGUUCAAAGACCCGACCUUUGUGCCAUUUCUCAUGAUCUGGAUCACCCAUGGCAUCGGAGGGUGGGGAAUCUCCUUCGUACUACCAACGGUCAUCUACGAGCUUGGGAUCUCUGGGACUGCUAACUCGCAGUUGAUGACUAUGCCACCUUAUACCAUGGUCUUUAUCAUCCUUUGCGGCCUUGCAUAUUUCAUCCAUACGAAACGUCUGAGCCCCUGGGUUGCUGGAAUCGGCGUCGAAGUGCUGCAAAUCAUAUGCUACAUCCUUUUGAUCACGGUCAAGCACAAGGUCGCCAAGUAUAUCUUCGUCAUGAUUGCAACUGCUGCCUCCCAGAGCUUCUUCGCAAUCAUUUGGCCAGAACGAAUUCGCGCAGCACGAGGCACGACUACGGCUGGUCUUGCUAUUGGGGUUACAAAUGCUUCGUGUCAACUGAUGGGCAUAGUGGGACCACAAAUCUACCAAUCCAAGUUCGGUCCGACGUAUCGAGUAAGCUUUUCAUGUUCGAUCGCUCUGCUUACUUGUACGGUGGCAUCUGUCAGCACGGCCUGGUAUUUUGUGAAGAGGGGCGACAAAGCCAGGGCUGCUGCGGCAGGGAACGGCGACGUGACGGAUACUCAUGUAUCGAGCGAGCAGGUGGCUAAGGAGGGCUGA
This is a messenger RNA of Exophiala bonariae, 1479 nucleotides long. RefSeq lists its product as uncharacterized. Gene Ontology annotation, molecular function: transmembrane transporter activity. The record is from RefSeq and is a predicted model, not a curated record. Bases 1 to 1479 code for a protein of 492 amino acids. Gene Ontology annotation, biological process: transmembrane transport. NCBI's taxonomy places the organism in Eukaryota, Fungi, Ascomycota, Eurotiomycetes, Chaetothyriales, Herpotrichiellaceae. The transcript is spliced from 10 exons. Gene Ontology annotation, cellular component: membrane.